AUGGCCUACUCCCGAACAAACAAUUCAACAAGGGCAACAAUCGAUCGCUCUGAGCUAUACGGCUCUGGAACGUUCAAGUAUGUGUACGCUGGUACUUACACUGCCGGUGCUCGGAAAGGUCAACCUUGCGUCGCAAAAGAAUUCAAGUCUGGCUGUGUCGUCGAAGACCACUAUUUCGAUGAAGAAAUGAAUAUUUGCGCCAAAUCCCAAGAAAUUAUUGACGAGUUCAACGAAGUUGGUAUCAUGAACCAAGAAGUUUAUUUAAAUACUCCAGAAAUCUGGGAGUAUAACGGCCGCCGGUCUCCCCAGAAGGGUCAGAAAGUCUUAAUCGAACCAAUGAUUCAAAACUUCGAGAAAUUCAAUAGCAAUUCUGGUUGGGCUUUAUCGGAGCCUACAGGUUGGGCUGCUGCCUUGCAAUCGCUUAGCCACUUCUCCUACGACAAUUCUGGUGGACAGCUCCUGCUUUGCGAUCUCCAGGGUGGUAUAUACAACGAUGGAUUCGUCUUGACCGAUCCAGUCAUCAUGUCCCGAGCCCAGAACUGUGGUCCUGCAGACCUAGGGAUGGACGGUAUCAUGUCUUUCUUCCAGAGGCAUAGGUGUAACGGGUUUUGCGACGCCUCGUGGAGGAAACCACCAGUUCUGGGCAAAGCAAAAAUUCGCAUGCACCAAGGCACUACAAUGCAGGCGUACCUGCCAACAAGAUCAUCUCGUACACCUCUCACUGUGCCAGGAAGACGUUUUCGUUGA
Molecule: messenger RNA, 747 nt
Organism: Orbilia oligospora ATCC 24927
Lineage: Eukaryota; Fungi; Ascomycota; Orbiliomycetes; Orbiliales; Orbiliaceae
Exons: 1
Coding region: 1-747 (248 amino acids)
Biological process (GO): protein phosphorylation
Molecular function (GO): ATP binding; protein serine/threonine kinase activity
Source: RefSeq, a predicted model, not a curated record